Messenger RNA from Neurospora hispaniola, 1424 nucleotides. RefSeq names its product cytochrome c/c1 heme-lyase. Gene Ontology annotation, biological process: cytochrome c-heme linkage. The record is from RefSeq and is a predicted model, not a curated record. Gene Ontology annotation, cellular component: mitochondrion. NCBI's taxonomy places the organism in Eukaryota, Fungi, Ascomycota, Sordariomycetes, Sordariales, Sordariaceae. The transcript has 3 exons. Bases 242 to 1282 code for a protein of 346 amino acids. Gene Ontology annotation, molecular function: holocytochrome-c synthase activity.
CGAAAUUUCUCUUCGCCCAUAUUUUUUUUAUCUUCCAUCCUCUUCUUGUUAUUGACGGAAGCUUACAUUGUUCUCGCGCUAUCCUUAGACUUUUUCCACUUCUGUUUGAUAUUGAAUCUACAUAACCCUAACUGUUUGUAUAUAUCAUCAACCACUCAAAGCAGUAGCCGGACUGCUCUUUUCUGCCCGACAUCUACGGACAUUUUACUUCGUCAACGACAUUUCUUUAUAAUCAGUUGCAAUGGGUUGGUUUUGGGCUGACGGAAACGCUUCCGCCGCUGCGCCGGUCGUCCCUCCGUCGCAUAAGAAUCUUGCCGCCAGCGGUGCUGUUCCUCCUCCUUCCUGCCCUAUGCACAACAAGACCAUGGACGCCUUGAGCGCCCACAAGCCCGUAACACCAGCACCCGAACCGACUCCCGCCGCCGCUCCCCCUUCCAAGUGCCCCGUCAACCAUGGCGCCAAGGAUACCCUCGCCGCUGCGGCCGCCGCCGUUGCGCCCAAGCAGCCCCAGCCAGAAAACCAUCAACCCGCCGCCGCCUCCGAGUCUUCCUUCUUUUCCAAGCUCAACCCCCUCAACUACAUGUUCUCCUCCAUCUCCCAAGAGCCUGCGCCCAACCAGGCCAUCGCUCUCCCGACUGAGCGCGACCCUUCCUCCAUCCCCAAGGGCACCGGCGACGGCAACUGGGAGUACCCUUCUCCCCAGCAGAUGUACAACGCUCUCCUGCGCAAGGGCUACACCGACACCGACAUUACCGCCGUGGAGAGCAUGGUGGCCGUACACAAUUUCCUGAACGAGGGCGCGUGGAACGAGAUUGUCGAGUGGGAGCGCCGGUUCGGCAAGGGUCUCAUGCGCGGCUGGGAGAUUAUGAAGCGCGGCGAGGAGAACGCGCCCAUGAUGUUGCGUCGGCUGGAGGCGCAGGAGAAUGACCCCGAGCCCCAGCCGACGCUGAUCCGAUUCCAGGGCAGGCCGAAGGAUAUGACGCCCAAGGCGGCCUUGUUGCAGGUUUUGGGCAGGAUAAACUCCAAGUAUGCCACCGAACCUCCCUUUGAUCGCCAUGACUGGUAUGUCUCCCGCGACGAAAACGGCCAGAAGAAGGAGGUCCGCUACGUGAUCGACUUCUACUCUGCUCCUCCUGAGCCCACUGGCGAGCCCGUUUUCUACCUCGACGUCAGACCUGCCGUAACGGUUACUGGUGCUUGCGAGCGCUUGUUGAGGUGGGGUGGCGAUGUGUGGUGGAAGGCUUCCGGCGGAGAGGUCCGGGAGCGGGAGAGAAGCAAGUAAAGACGCAAGUCUGUGGUUAAGUGAGUAGUGACAGCUCAGCUUUGCUGCGCAACACUCAAAGACUUUUGUGGAAAAAAAGAAAAUGAGUUGGGUGGACGGGCGUGGGUGUCGGCGUGGGCGUGCAAAGGAUGUGAUGGUGGAC